Molecule: messenger RNA, 1719 nt
Organism: Athene cunicularia (burrowing owl)
Lineage: Eukaryota; Metazoa; Chordata; Aves; Strigiformes; Strigidae
Gene: CPXM2
Product: carboxypeptidase X, M14 family member 2
Exons: 13
Coding region: 1-1719 (572 amino acids)
Biological process (GO): proteolysis
Molecular function (GO): zinc ion binding; metallocarboxypeptidase activity
Source: RefSeq, a predicted model, not a curated record
AUGGCCAGGAUGAGAUUCUCAGAUUGUCCUCCACUUGGUCUAGAGACAUUAAAAAUUACUGACUUCCAGCUCCAUGCCUCUACAGCAAAGCGAUAUGGCCUUGGGGCCCACAGAGGAAGGCUUAAUAUUCAGGCAGGUGUUAACGAAAAUGAUUUUUAUGAUGGUGCUUGGUGUGCGGGAAGAAAUGACCCAUAUCAAUGGAUUGAAGUAGAUGCUCGAAGGCUAACAAAAUUCACUGGAGUCAUCACACAAGGAAGAAACUCUCUCUGGUCCACUGAUGAAAUUUGUGAGGAAUCACGUAAGCAGCACUUUGUGCUAGAGCAUGAUGAACUAGAGAUUUUUGAAGGGAACAGUGAGAAAGAGAUCCCAGUUCUCAACAUGCUGCCGGUGCCCCUGGUUGCACGCUACAUCCGUAUAAACCCCCGGUCCUGGUUCGAAGAAGGUAGCAUCUGUAUGAGACUGGAAAUCUUAGGGUGUCCUUUGCCAGUGUUAACAUUUGUCACCCUGCAGCUUCACGAGGCUGUAUCAGUGGGUGAAGGUGCCACCGAGUUGAUGAAAACUGUGAAUAAAAUGUGCCCGAAUAUCACAAGAAUUUACAAUAUUGGAAAAAGCAACCAAGGAUUAAAGCUGUAUGCUGUCGAGAUUUCUGACAACCCAGGAGAACACGAAGUUGGUGAACCUGAAUUUCGGUACAUUGCGGGAGCCCAUGGGAAUGAAGUACUUGGACGUGAACUAAUCCUUUUGUUAAUGCAGUUUAUGUGCCAGGAAUACCUGGCUGGGAACCCACGUAUUGUUCAUCUCAUUGAGGACACCAGAAUCCACCUCCUGCCCUCAGUCAACCCAGAUGGCUAUGACAAGGCAUAUAAAGCGGGUUCAGAAUUAGGGGGCUGGUCUUUAGGACGAUGGACUCAGGACGGCAUUGACAUCAACAAUAAUUUCCCUGAUUUAAACUCCUUGCUCUGGGAGUCAGAAGAUCAAAAGAAGAGUAAAAGAAAAGUUCCAAACCAUCAUAUCCCGAUCCCCGACUGGUACCUGUCCGAAAACGCCACCGUGGCAGUUGAGACGCGUGCGAUCAUAGCAUGGAUGGAAAAAAUCCCUUUUGUGCUGGGUGGCAAUUUGCAGGGAGGAGAGCUGGUGGUGGCAUACCCCUACGAUAUGGUGCGAUCGAUGUGGAAAACCCAGGAUUACACACCUACCCCAGAUGACCACGUCUUUCGCUGGCUUGCGUAUUCCUACGCCUCCACGCACCGGCUGAUGACAGAUGCACGAAGGAGAGCGUGUCACACAGAGGAUUUCCAAAAGGAGGACGGCACUGUUAACGGAGCAUCCUGGCAUACCGUGGCUGGAAGCUCGGAACCAGGCACUCUGCUGAUUCAUCACAAUUCUGCUCAAAUCUUUGUUUUUUAUAAGUACAUCAGUUCGACAACGUAUUGUAUAAAAUCAAGGACUGAGCUGUGUGUCUGUCAUCACUUGAAUGACGACGGGCACAACUGCAGCAGUAAUGGCAAACAGAUGCGAGUGUCUGUGCAGACCGUGUUUUAUUGGAGCGGGCUCACGGUUGUCCAUCGGGGCAUCAAAGGCAUAGUAAAAGAUGUGCAUGGAAAGGGAAUCCCAAAUGCUGUUAUUUCAGUAGAAGGUGUUAAUCAUGAUAUUCGAACAGAAAAGCCAGCAGAUACUGUAGAGUCCAAGGAGAGUGUUGCAGAAGGAGUGGCAGAUUAG